This is a messenger RNA of Striga hermonthica, 6705 nucleotides long. NCBI's taxonomy places the organism in Eukaryota, Viridiplantae, Streptophyta, Magnoliopsida, Lamiales, Orobanchaceae. The record is from the annotation of a GenBank genome assembly.
AUGCAGUCCGGUGGUGGCCCCCAGCAAGGGGGAGGCGGCAGCCAUGGCCGGGGUACAGCUGCAUCGGCAUCUGCCUCGCCUUCAUCUUCUUCGUCUGCCGUGUCUGCAUUUGAACAGCAGCAAAGACAGCAGCUGCAACAACAACAGCAACAGAGACAGUCUUUUCAACAACAAUUUCUGAGGAGACCUGAAGGGAAUGACGCCUUUCUGGCCUACCAAUCUGGCAAUUUUCACGGAGUCCCUGGGGGGCCUAAUUUUGCUGCAGCAACUGGGGCCAUGCAGCUACCUCAACAGCCCAGAAAGUUAAUGGACAUGGGACAACAGCAAGGUUCUCCCACCAUUCCCGAACAAAGUCAGAACAGAGCUCAGGGUGUUGAGCAGCAAAUGUUGAACCCUAUCCAACAAGCUUACAUGCAGUAUGCAUUCCAGGCGAGCCAACAGAAAUCAACCAUGGGUAUGCAACCCCAGCAGCUGCAAAUUAGACCUGGAAUGUUUGGCUCCCUUAACAAAGAGCAAGAAAUGCGUAUGGCAAAUAUGAAGAUGCAAGAGUUCAUGUCCAUGCAAGCAGCCAAUCAGUCUCAGUCUCAGUCCCAGGCAUCCUCCUCCAAGAAAUUGUCUGACCAGGCCGCUCCAAGUGACAAACAGAUGGAUCAAAGUAAGCAGGCCAUGGCCAAUCAAAGAACUGACCCGAAACCAAACCAUAAUAAUCUACCUGGUCAAGCAGCCUCGUCUUCACCUAAGGUGGGCCCACACUCGCAGCAAAACAUCAUGAACAGGACGCCAAACAACCCGGCUGCCAUGGCUGCACAGAUGCAGGCGCUGCAUGCUCUGGCGCUCGAGCGAAAUAUUGACCUUUCACAUCCCGCGAACGCAAAUGUGAUGGCUCAGCUUGUUCCGAUCUUGCAGUCAAGGAUGGCCCAGCAAAAGGGUAACGAAAACAGUAAUAACAAUAUGCAGACUGCAUCUUUUGCGAAACAGCACGUCACGUCGCCACAAGUUGGAAAUGAGAGUUCCCCCCACGGGAACUCCUCAAGUGACGUCUCAGGGCAAUCCGGAUCUUCUAAGACUAGGCAGGCGGUUUCUCCUUGUACGCUUGGUGCAAAUUCAAGUGCAGCUGCAGUUAAUAACUCUGGCAACAUGCCUAUGCAGCAGUUUUCUUUGCACGGUAGAGAUAACCAGUUGCCACCUAGACAACCUACCUUGCUUGGCCAAGGAAUGCCGCCUUUACAUCCAUCGCAAUUGUCUGGUAGUUUAAACCAAGGAGCCGACGGUGUACUUGCUAAAAAUUCUUCUGGUGUUCUGGAAGGCUCGCAGGUGCAAAAUGCCAGACAGCUUAAUCGUUCUCUUUCACAGUCUGCAGCCCCAUCUAGUAGCAGGGAUGUAGGUAAUCGUUCAACAUCUCAGGGUGGCCCGACUCCCAGCACACGACCUUCGCAUUCUGGGUUUACAAAGCAGCAACUACACGUACUCAAAGCACAGAUACUGGCCUUUAGGCGCCUCAAGAAAGGAGAUAUGAGUCUUCCACGGGAGUUGCUUCAAGCUAUUGCUCCCCCGCCACUGGAUUUGCAGAUGCAGCAGGUGUCUUCACCUCGUGUAACUGCUAGCAAGGAUAAAUCAGCCGUAGAGAACGAAGACAAGCAUGCAAAACAUAUGGGUUCUGGUGAGAAGGGUCCGCAGGCUGUAAAAUCAGCGACUGAAACAAGUGAUAUAAAAGAGGAAGGACUUGAUAGGGCAGCUGUCUCAACAGUUAACAUGCAAAGCUCUACAACAAUGGUGAAGGAUCCAAGAUUUGUGGUUCCAACUGGAAAGGAAGAACAUCAAAGUGUUAGUAAUCCUGGAAAACUGGACCAGGAGUCUGAACUAGGCUAUCAGACUCCUGUAAGGAAUGACCUUGGAGAUAGGGGUAAAGGAAUUGCCCCAGAGCCAAGUGUUUCAGAUUCAGUGCAAGCCAAGAAGCCUGUUCAAGCAAGUAAUGCAACCCAACCUAAGGAUACUGGUUCCGCCAGAAAAUACCACGGGCCUUUAUUUGAUUUCCCUGUUUUCACCAGGAAACAUGAGUCUCUUGGAUCAUCUAUGAUGAACAACAAUAAUAAUUUGACUCUAGCGUAUGAUAUUAAAGAUCUCUUUGCUGAUGAAGGUGGGGAUAUCCGUAAAAGGAAAAGGGAAGAGAAACUACAGAAAAUUGAUAAAAUACUCGCCGUUAACUUGGAGAGGAAGAGAAUUAGACCAGAUCUUGUCAUGCGGUUACAAAUUGAGUCAAAAAAACUCCAACUUGCGGAGCGUCAGGCACGCUUGAGGCAAGAAAUUGAGCAACAGCAAAAAGAAAUAAUGGCCAUGCCUGAUAGACCAUAUCGAAAGUUUGUUCGUCUGUGUGAGCGCCAGCGUCAGGAGCUCAAUAGGCAAGCACAGGCCAACCUGAAGGCAACUAGGGAGAAGCAACUGAAAGUCAUAUUCCAGUGGCGCAAGAAGCUUCUUGAGGCACAUUGGGCUAUCCGUGAUGCUCGAACUGCCCGCAACAGGGGAGUUCACAAAUAUCAUGAAAGGUUGUUGAGAGAAUUCUCCAAGACAAAGGAUGAUGAUCGCAAUAAAAGGAUGGAAGCAUUGAAGAAUAAUGAUGUAGAAAGAUAUAGGGAAAUGCUUCUGGAACAACAGACUAACGUACCAGGGGAGGCUGCUGAAAGAUAUGCUGUUUUAUCGUCUUUUUUAACUCAAACUGAAGAAUAUCUUCACAAACUGGGAGGUAAAAUAACAGCAACGAAAAACCAGCAGGAGGUUGAGGAGGCAGCUAAUGCAGCUGCUGCAGCUGCAUGUGCACAGGGUCUGUCUGAAGAAGAAGUAAGAGCUGCUGCAGCUUGUGCUAGAGAAGAAGUAAUGAUAAGAAAUAGGUUUUCUGAGAUGAAUGCACCACGGGAUAGUGCAUCAGUAAACAAGUAUUACAAUCUUGCUCAUGCUGUGAACGAGAAGGUUAUUAGGCAGCCUUCUAUGUUACGAGCCGGAACGCUACGAGACUAUCAGCUUGUUGGUUUGCAGUGGAUGCUCUCUUUAUACAAUAAUAAACUCAAUGGAAUUUUGGCUGAUGAAAUGGGUCUUGGGAAGACUGUGCAGGUUAUGUCGUUGAUUGCUUACUUAAUGGAGUUCAAAGGCAACUAUGGUCCACAUCUGAUUAUUGUUCCUAAUGCUGUUCUUGUGAAUUGGAAGAGUGAGUUACACAAUUGGCUUCCAACUGUUUCCUGCAUAUAUUACGUUGGCAGCAAAGACCAAAGGGCAAAAUUGUUUUCUCAAGAAGUGUUGGCCAUGAAGUUUAAUGUCCUUGUGACAACCUAUGAGUUUAUUAUGUAUGAUCGUUCGAAGCUUUCAAAAGUUGAUUGGAAGUAUAUAAUAAUUGAUGAAGCGCAAAGAAUGAAGGAUAGAGAGUCGGUACUAGCUCGUGAUCUUGAUAGAUAUCGCUGCCAAAGACGCUUACUUCUCACAGGGACUCCAUUGCAGAACGACCUGAAAGAACUUUGGUCUCUUUUGAAUCUACUUCUCCCUGAAGUCUUUGAUAACAGAAAAGCGUUUCAUGAUUGGUUCUCUCAACCGUUUCAAAAAGAAGGCCCCUCGCACAAUGCUGAGGAUGACUGGCUCGAGACUGAGAAGAAAGUCAUCAUUAUCCAUAGGCUUCACCAAAUAUUAGAGCCUUUUAUGCUCAGGCGUCGUGUUGAAGAUGUGGAAGGAUCACUUCCUCCAAAGGUAUCGAUUGUUCUGAAAUGCAGAAUGUCUGCAAUACAGAGCUCUGUUUAUGACUGGAUCAAAUCCACCGGCACUAUCAGGGUGGACCCUGAAGAAGAAGAGCGCAAGGUUCAACGAAACCCGCUUUACCAGGCUAAGGCCUACAAACCUUUGAACAACAGAUGCAUGGAGCUAAGAAAAGCAUGCAAUCAUCCGUUGCUCAACUAUCCCUAUUUUAGCGACUUCUCCAAGGAUUUUCUUGUGAGAUCGUGUGGGAAGCUGUGGGUCCUGGAUCGAGUUCUGAUCAAGCUCCAGAGGACUGGGCACAGGGUUCUGCUCUUUAGUACCAUGACCAAACUCCUCGAUAUAAUGGAAGAAUAUCUCCAGUGGCGGAGGCUCGUGUUCAGAAGAAUAGACGGGACGACCAGUUUGGAGGAACGAGAAAGCGCCAUUGUGGAAUUUAACAGCCCAGACACAGACUGCUUCAUCUUCCUGCUGAGCAUCCGAGCUGCUGGGCGGGGCUUGAAUCUCCAGACGGCCGACACAGUCAUCAUAUACGACCCUGACCCAAACCCCAAAAACGAGGAGCAGGCUGUUGCCCGGGCCCACCGCAUCGGGCAAACCAGGGAGGUAAAGGUUAUCUACAUGGAGGCCGUGGUCGACAAGAUAUCUAGCCACCAGAAGGAGGACGAGUUCAGGAGCGGGGGACCAGUUGACUUGGAUGAUGACCUUGCCGGAAAGGACCGGUACGUGGGCUCGAUCGAGAGCCUCAUUCGGAAUAACAUCCAGCAGUACAAGAUUGACAUGGCCGAUGAGGUCAUCAAUGCCGGCCGGUUUGACCAGAGGACCACGCACGAGGAGAGGCGUAUGACGCUCGAAACCCUCUUGCACGAUGAGGAGAGGUAUCAGGAGACGGUCCACGACGUGCCCUCUCUUCACGAGGUGAACCGCAUGAUUGCCAGGAGUGAGGCGGAGGUCGAGCUCUUUGACCAGAUGGAUGAAGAGUUCGAUUGGGCGGACGAUAUGACGAGAUAUGAUCAGGUGCCAGAAUGGCUCCGGGCGAGCACCAAGGAGGUGAACAUGACUAUUGCUAAUUUAUCAAAGAAGCCAUCGAAGAACGCUCUCUACGCUGGAAAUAUUGUGGAUUCAGCCGAGGUGAAUCCCGGGACCACCGAGAGGAGGGGCCGGGGGCGGCCCAAGCGGAAGGUUCCGGUUUAUACUGAGUUGGACGAUGAAAAUGGAGAAUUUUCAGAAGCUAGUUCAGAGGAUAGGAAUGGUUAUUCUGUUCAAGAAGAGGAGGAGGAGGAAGAGGAAGAAGAAGUUGGGGAUUUUGAGGAUGAUGAAUCUGCUGAGGCACCUGGGCAAGUUGAGAAAGCUGUUUCUGAGGAAGAUGUUCCAGUUUCUGGUGAUGGGUAUGAGUACCAAAGAGGUGUGGACAAUGUGAGGAACAAUAAUAGUGCGCUAGCUGAGGCGGGUUCGUCCGGGUCUUCUUCACAUGGUCGGAAGUCGAUGAAGAUGGUUUCACCUUCGGCUUCUUCCCAGAAGUUUGGAUCGCUUUCGGCUUUGGAUAGUAGGUCUAACUCCCGUUCGAAAAAAUUGGUGGAUGAAUUAGAAGAAGGGGAAAUUGCUGUAUCUGGAGAUUCGCCUAUGGACCAACAGCAAUCUGGUAGCUGGGCCCAAGAUCGUGAUGAAGGUGAAGAUGAACAGGUCUUGCAACCAAAGGUAAAACGAAAACGGAGUAUUCGGCAUCGACCACGGCAUACAACGGAAAGGUUAGAAGACAGGCAGAUCGAGAGAUCUCAUUUCUCUCAGUCACCAUUCCAGGCAGAACAUAAAUCGCAAGCAAGGGAUGACCGUGCACAUAAAGGUCUUGGUGAUACCAGUUUAUUGAAAACUGAAAGACAUGAUUCAUCUGUAAAAAACAAACGCACUUUGCCCUCGAGGAAAAACACAGCUAAUGUGCUGCAGGGUUCUAUUAAACCUGGGCGAGUAAGUUAUGGAUCUGCUCCUCCAGGUGCUGCUAUUGAACAUGCUAGAGAAGACAGUAAAGUCAUGAAAGGGCCCAAAAAUAGUGGCAGUAGGAUGCCUGAGGCUAUCCAGAGAAAGUGCAAGAAUAUUAUAAACAAGCUCCAGAGAAGAAUAGACAGUGAAGGCCAUCACAUAAUACCAAUGCUAACUGAACUGUGGACAAGAAUUGAACACUCAAGUAGGGUUGGGGAUAGCUUUUUGGAUUUAAGAAAGAUCCAUCUCCGUCUUGACAAAUCAGAGUAUAGUGGCAUUAUGGAUCUUGUAUCUGACGUGCAGUUCAUGUUGAAAUGCAGCAUGCAGUAUUACGGGUCCUCAUUUGAGGUGAGGUCCGAGGCGAGAAAAGUUCACGAUCUCUUUUUCGACAUCUUGAGCAUAGCCUUUCAAGAGAUGGACUUCCGAGAGGCUAAAAGUUCCAUGUCCUUCGCCGGGCCCGGUGUAGGUACACCAGCCACCGGUGGCCCAUCUUCCAGACAGAUGCCGGCCAGUCAAUCCAAGCGCCAGAAACCGGUUAAAGAUCUCGAUACCGAAACUACCCCUCUUCAGAAGCCCUACCAAACUCGUUCCCCAGUCCAGACUGGCGAAAUCCCAAGGCUGAGGAGUCACAUGCAGCAGAAGGAAUCGAGGCUUGGGCCUGGGCCUGGGCUCGGUAUCGUCCGUGACCCGCCUGACGACGAGCGCCCGUUCGCUCAUCCAGGGGACCUCGUCAUCUGCAAAAAGAAAAGGAAGGAUCGAGAAAAAUUGGGCGGGAAGUCGGGCAGUGGGUCAGGUGGUCCCCUUUCGCCUACUGGGCUGGGCCGUGGUAUGAAAAGCCCGGGUUCAAGCCAACAGGGCCCGGCUCAGCACGGGUGGGCCGGUGCACUUUCACCCCAACAGGGUAACAAUAGCAGUGGUGGUGGGUCACUCGGGUGGGCCAAUCCUGUGAAAAGGAUGAGGACCGAUGCUGGGAGAAGACGCCCAAGCCAUUUGUAA